AUGGCUACACAACAAACGGUCACGCAGCCAUUGCGCAUCUCCAAGAACACUCCCACGCCUUCACCCACCAAGAGUGCCAUCCCGCGCCCAUUGUCUGAGAUUCCAGUCACUGAGCAGCGAAGAAAUUCCCCUAGCCGGAACUUGCAGUCCCCAAAGAAGAUGGUCCUUAACACCGACUCGUCCCCAUUCCAAUCAUCGCCUCUAGAUGGCACUUCCUCUCCGCGCCUGUUCUGGCAUAACCGCCAUGCCGCCAGCAAUAGCGUGCCUGAGAACGACCUCUACGGUGGCCGCUCUGGUUCUCCCUCGCCAACCCGGCGGUCCUCCAUCGAGCGCCUCCAAAAGGCAUCGCGAGUCAAGAACAGUACCAUGUUCGCUCGAGAGCAGAAGCAGGAAUACGACCCUACCCGUACACCUGUGAUCGAGCGCCCUCUUGCCAAAGUUCAAGGCAAUGCCUACGGCGGUACCGGCAUCGCUGGAUUCCGUCCCGGCCACGCGCGACAGGACAGCCAGACCAGCAUCCCGCUUUACAGUCCUACAAAGUCCAUCACUAGUCCCACGGGCGUUCACUGCCUACCGCAGACACCUAGCAGAGAAUAUGGCUCGCCCAUCAAGUCAUCGCUUUCUCCUUCGCGCUUCAAGAGCAGCUACGACUCGCAAGAUGGCGACGUCUUCUCGGACAAUUCUUUCGACGAUAUUGAGCUCCCUAAUGGCAGAGCUUUCCCCCGACACGCCAAGUCGGUGACCUUCGACGUGGCGCCUCCUCAGAUCAACGAAUACGAGAUGGCGACCCCGGAUGUCUCUACAAUCGGUACUGAUUCGCGCGAAGGCAGCUUUGAAUCCGAUGAGGAUGCGGAUGACAUAUAUGGACACUACCCCGUCGACGAUGGAGAGGGUCACGAAGAUAGCUUUGAUGCCACCUUGGAGGACACAGACAAGACCCCGGUGGUCGGCCCUGACGACUGGCGUCAAGAUCGCGACACCCGGUUUGAUAGUAGCCCAAUGCCUGAGAAGGCCCCGUCGCAAGCAGCAGCUGCGCGUCCGCAACCUGGCCGCACUGACUCGUGCACGUCUAGCGGCGAACACCGCCCGCUCCCUCCCCUUCCCGGCAUGGGCGACGCCCGAUUGCACUCUGCAUCUUCAAACGGGCUGUCCGCAAACGCUGAACGUAUGCCCGGCUCACCUCGGACCUUGCCUUCUCCACCACCCGCCUCUGCAUCCAAGUCGGAGACACAUAAUAUUGGCAACGGAAACAUGUCGUUGGAGGAACGACUAAAGCUUAUGAUGCUUUCUGACGAGACGAGCCCCAAGGGACCAGACAGGCCAGCAAAGACGUUUGCAGAACAACAGCGCGAGCGACGCAUGAGGAGGGCCGGUGCUCGCGAUAGAGUCGCAAGCCCAACCCCUGAACGCGAGGAGCCCGAUAGUGAGGCCGAUGAGGAGGAUGAUACAGUCGGUGAUAUCUCGGGGCUCGACAUGGACUACCAACUGCCCAGCAUUUCACGCCAGUCGAUCUUGCGCCGAGUCAAUGGCAACAAGGCGUUCGGCCGUGACUCAGACUACAACUUCAACUCGCCAGCACCAGAGUCGAACCCUACAAAAAGCUCUCCUUAUGAUCCCGAUGUUCCUAUUGCUAGUAUCGAGGACUCGGUGCUGGAUAAUAUUUCUGAGCUAAGCGAGGACAGCGUCUUUAUGGAUGGUGGUGAGGAUGAUGAGAAGGCAUAUGUCUAUGAUCUCUACCAACGAUCUGAGGACGAAGAGACAGCAUCGCAGAAGGAGGCGCGCGAUGAAGACUCUGACAGCCACUACUCUGACGAGGCGCAUAAGGAGGAGCCGGUACGGGUAGAUGAGGACCAAACCUCCACUCCUCGGCCAGCCAGCCCGGCACAAGAGGCACCAGAGGCACAAUUGGUACCAGAGACACCAAAGGCACAAGUGGCACCAGAGACACCAAAGGCACAAGUGGCACCAGAGACACCACAGACAGCACGAGGAGCACCAGAGACACAAGAGGACGCAGUGACCGAUUUCAGCGCCACUCUCCCUCAAGUGACUAACCAGCGCAAAGGCUCUGAUUUCACUCGCAGUCUCCAAACUUUCAUGCUUCCGAAACCAAAUGAAGCAGAUGCCGUUACUCACACUGAGAGCCACAGGAUGUCUGAUUCUCAAGCUUACUUGCAACGACCAUACACUCCGCAGCAACUAGUUUCCAAACCCGAGUAUGACGGUUCGGGAUGGGGUGAGCCUGAAGAGGAUGAAGCCGAGGAGCCUGGUACUCCCGAGUCGGUGAUCCAUCACCCGGUCUCGGACGACGAAGAGGACCUGGAAGAGGAAGAGGAAGAGUUCAUCGAGCUUCCGGCGGUCCCUGAGCAGGUGGCCACCAUCAAGGCCUCGGGAUCUAAGCUCAAGACUCGCCCUUCGGCUACUCCGUCCGACAUCGUGGCGAUGCGCGAAGCUCGCAGACACGUUAGUCGCGAAGCUCCACCCGGCAUCCCUCCCAUUCCUGAUCGACACCGUAACCGCCUCUCGCGUGACAUGGACAGCGCGUGCCUCGGCGAUUCAACUGGUGAUGAUUUUUUGGAGCGUCAUCCGAGCUUCAAGAAUCGCAGCCUCACAUUGGAUCUUGACUUGGGCCUCAGUCUUGAUCAGGAUUUUGAGCGGGUUAUCGAGGCGCAAAAGGUCGAAUUCCUCCAACUCUCCUUGAACCAGAAGCCCCUAGCUGCAAGUAACAGUUUGACUAGACAAGUGUCUGCUUCUACGUCUGGUGCAAAUAAUCCUGUCUUGGCAGGACUCAAUGCUAACAUCACUGCUCGCAAACAGCGCGGCUACCUCAUGCGCCAAAACACCAAACUUGUUGCUGCUAGCGACAAGGAGACGGAGGAAAAGCGGUCAGCGAUCCGUUCGGCUGGUAACUCGCCCGUCAAGCCCCCGCUACUGCGCCCUCAAUCGUGGACUGUUGAGCCUUGGAAUGGUAACCACAGACGAAGCAUCAACAAGAAGCGCCACGCGCCUAGCAUGAGUGGCCCAGUGCCUCCCAUGCCUGGUCAGGAAAGCAACGCCACAGCCAUGAGUGCCGUUCAAGAGGAGGAAACUGGAACCGAGUUGGCCACCGAGGAGUGCGGCGAGAGAGGCCGGCUGUUCGUCAAAGUGAUGGGGGUCAAGGAUCUCGACCUACCUCUGCCAAAGAAUGAGAGGACUUGGUUCAGCCUAACCCUUGAUAAUGGCGUGCACUGCGUCACCACGGCCUGGUUAGAGUUGGCGCGCAACGCACCCAUCGGCCAAGAGUUUGAACUAGUGGUUCCUAAUGACUUGGAGUUCCAGCUGACUCUCAACGUUAAAUUGGAGAGACCUGAGCCCAAGCGUGUACAGCCAGUCUCGCCGGCUAAGGUGUCGAAGCCGAAGCCGUCCACCUUUUCUCGCGUCUUCGCCAGUCCUAAGAAGCGCAAGGAGAUGGAAGCUCGUCAACGGGCGGAGGAAGAAGCUUUUGCACAGGCCCAACGGGCUGCUGUCAACAUGCAGAGAAACGUUGCUCCCACUGGAUGGGACCUGCUCUCCCCACUGGCAGCAGACGAUGGUAGUUUUGCCCGAUCAUACGUCUGUCUUAAAGAGCACGAGUCCCGCUGCUACGGUCGGCCCUACAUGGUGGAAAUCGCCGCCUUCAACGAAUGGGCAACCGAAGAAGCUGGUUUCGCAAGCAGUGUGAAGAGCAAGCGUGCUGGCGUUGGUAGUAACUCCGUCGUACGCCGAGCGCCCUAUAAGGUCGGCAAGCUUGAGGUGCAGCUCCUCUUCGUUCCGAGACCCAAGGGCUCCACAGACGAGGAUAUGCCCAAGAGCAUGAACUCGGCCAUUCGGGAGCUCAAGGCUGCCGAGGAAAGGCUGAGCAGAAACUGGGAGGGCCCCCUCAGCCAGCAGGGUGGUGAUUGUCCUUACUGGCGUCGCCGCUACUUCAAGCUCCAGGGCAACAAACUGACAGCCUUCCACGAGGCGACGCGCCAACCGCGUGCCACCAUCAACCUUUCAAACACCAAGCGUCUCAUUGACGACAGGCAUCAGUUGACCAAUCCAGAAACCACUGCUCGUAACGGCAAGAGGCGUCGCUCUGCAUUCGCUGAAGAGGAAGAUGGUUACAUGUUCGUCGAAGAAGGGUUCCGAAUUCGGUUCAACAAUGGCGAGGUUAUUGACUUCUACGCGGACACACCGGAAGACAAGGACGGCUGGAUGAAAGCCCUCGGCGAUGUUAUCGGACGUGGCGGCGAUGAUGAUGAUUCUGCUGGUGGAACCAACAGCCGCCGCAAGUGGUGUGAGCUCAUCCUCAAGCGGGAGGAGGCCCUACGAAAGCGCUCUGAGGGACGGAGAACGCACUCGAGAACGAAGAGCAUGAUCAUAUGA
Molecule: messenger RNA, 4386 nt
Organism: Anthostomella pinea
Lineage: Eukaryota; Fungi; Ascomycota; Sordariomycetes; Xylariales; Xylariaceae
Source: the annotation of a GenBank genome assembly